UUUUUUUUGGCAGAAAACUGAAAUUUCUUGGUUCUUCUCAACACUGUGGUUAGGAUUGUUCGAUGGAUUUUUUUUUGGCAGAAAACUGAAAUUUCUUGGUUCUUCUCAAUACUGUGGUCUUCUCAUCUCCAUUGUUUCGAUUUUUUCUGUUUUUUUAACAUAAGGAUAAUCUUCUCUGCUCCUCCCAAAUGCAGACGGGGAUUUUCUCCUCGCUGCAGUUAUCCUCAGAAGGCCACCCAAAAUCCUCCCUAGGGUCAUUUGCCCGUGGAUUUGUUCCCUAAGCAUCCAAACAAGCGAUGUCAAGAGUUUUAUUAUUAACAAGUUGAUCUGUCGAGGAGGAUCCUGAUUUGGCAGUUUCACUUGAUUGCUUCGCAUGAAAUUUCAAGCGUUUGGCUCCCAGAAAUUAGCUCUAGAAACAAGUAACAAAGGGAAUUUGAUUCCAAGUAUGAGGACGAUGUUACGGCAAUCUGGCUGCCACUUGAGUCUCAACUAGGCCCCUAUUCUCUAGCGCUAACUGCCCUGCCCUGCCCUGUCCAUCCAGUCACUCCGCCGCAUCUUCCCCCACUCCGCUGCAUCUUCCCUGGCCUGCUGUCUCUGCUGCACGCCUUCAUCACGCUUGUAGCCUCCGGCCCCGUGCUGACAAGGUGUUCCGCCUCAUCACCGAGCAAUUCCUCGCCCUCGCGAUGGAGAUACACAUCGAGUACAGCGGUGCCGAUCUAUCCUAUCCGCAUCUAGAUCAUAUUGCGCGGUGCGCCUUCUCGAUCUAAUGUCAAAGUUUUUGUAGGCUUUUGGUGCUCGCUUCCAUUACUUGUGAUAAAUCUGCCAGGGAAUUUUUGGAUCAGAUAACUGAGGGGCUUUGGAUUUGGGGUGUUUCUUUAUCUUUUUUGGAGAAAGUUUAUUGGUUGUUCAUUAUGUUGAUUUUUCACAAGUAAAAAAAAAAAAAACUUGCACUUCACCAAUUCCAUGUGACAUGCCAACAGAAAAUUUGUGUUUGGUAGUACUGGCUGGAAUCAAAGUCAGAUUCAAUUAGAAACGGAUGAUUUGAAAUCUCAAUGAAAAGUAGAGUGGACUGUACUAGAUUAGUUCCUGGAAAUUGCUAGAAUGAUUUGGAUUCUAACAUGUGCUAGGCUAUUUGGACGAAAAUCAUGGUGUGUGCUCAAUUGAGUAGGCUUUCAUAACAUAUUCCACUUGGAAUUUCUGUUUAUGUAGAUAGUAAGCAUAUCCUAAAAUUUCUCUAUGUUAUCUGUUCAUUGUUGCAGAAGCGUAGCAACGCUUUGGUGUGCUGACAAUGUCCAUCUUCCGCUCUGUUCUCCUGAGAGUAGUAAGGUCUAAUGGUUGGAGAUGCUUUUCUACUGGGGUCCCUUCUGAUCCUAUAGCAGAGCUAAAUAAGGAAAUGGAAUCAAUAUUUGGAGAAUCUCCUUCACCCAGUCUUUUAGGCUCAAGUCCUCCCCAGCAACCAGCCCAGCCCACUUAUGGAGCUGAGGGUUCACAACCGGUUCUUACCCAUACCGAUAGCAGCGGGCAGGCGAAGAUGGUUGAUGUCUCACCCAAACAAGACAGCAAGAGAGUUGCUAUAGCCAGCUGCAGGGUUUUGCUAGGACAAAAGGUGUUUAAUUUGGUGGCAUCAAACGAGAUUGCGAAAGGAGAUGUCCUUACUGUUGCAAAGAUUGCUGGAAUAAUUGGUGCAAAGCAAACUAGCAACCUCAUACCCCUGUGCCACAACAUUAAUCUUUCCCAUGUUCGUGUUGAUCUUACUCUCAAUGAAGAGGAUUCUAGUGUCGUUAUAGAAGGGGAAGCCACAACUAGCGGAAAGACAGGGGUUGAAAUGGAAGCAAUGACUGCAGUAGCUAUUGCCGGCCUCACAGUUUAUGACAUGUGCAAAGCCGCUUCAAAGGACAUUUGUAUAACAGAUGUCUGUCUCCAGCACAAGUCUGGGGGCAAGAGUGGGAAUUGGUCCAGGAAUUAAAUUAUUGCUCUGAGCAUAUGAACUGCAAGCAUGAUUUGGGCAUCAAAAGGUUUUCUAGUUAUCACACCAAAAGGUUUUGAUUUGGCUUUGAAUGCAGGCUCCUCCUUGAAUGUUUUUGAGACAUCAUUUGAGCCUCUGUACUCCUAUUGUGUUGUAGAUAUAUUGUUCAAUGAUUUUAGAAUAGCUGGUUGUAUCAAUUGAUUUUAAUGUAUAGUUGGUUUCCUUGGUGCA
This is a messenger RNA of Phragmites australis (common reed), 2197 nucleotides long. Its product is annotated as cyclic pyranopterin monophosphate synthase, mitochondrial-like. The record is from RefSeq and is a predicted model, not a curated record. Gene Ontology annotation, biological process: Mo-molybdopterin cofactor biosynthetic process. Bases 1289 to 1966 code for a protein of 225 amino acids. NCBI's taxonomy places the organism in Eukaryota, Viridiplantae, Streptophyta, Magnoliopsida, Poales, Poaceae. The transcript is spliced from 2 exons.